AUGGUGCACAGCUUCCACCCCUACGCUGCUGCCUCUGCCAGAUUCCGGCAAAUCUCAUCAGUCCCCUUCAGCCUCCGAAAGAAGAAGGCAUGGUGGUCAGAGAUAUACGAUCCGGGAUCCGAAACGGUGACGCGGUGGAACCACAUCUUCUUCGUGAUCUGCAUCAUCGGCCUUUUUCUAGACCCUCUUUUCUUCUUCCUUCCCAUCAUCGGCAAAGAAGGCUGCAUGGAUGUCGACCUCAAAAUCAGCAUCUAUGUCACCUCCAUCCGCACAAUGGCCGAUUUGUUCUACAUUUUUCAAGUCCUCAUCAAGUUUCGCACUGCCUUCAUUAAGCCUGGCUCUAGGGUUUUCGGCCGCGGCCAGCUCGUUACUGACCCUUGGGCCAUUGCUAGCCGCUACCUCCGAAAGGACUUCUCCAUCGACCUAGCCGCCUGUCUACCAAUCCCUCAGAUUGUGAUUUGGUUUGUAAUACCAGCGACGAGAAACUCGACAGCUGCUUAUACUAACCAUACGCUUUCGUUGAUGGUUCUCAUUCAAUACAUUCCCCGAUUCAUUCAGCUUUUCCCUCUGAACCGACGCAUAGCUAAGAACACUGGUGUUGUAGCGAGGACGGCUUGGUCAGGGGCAGUGUACAAUCUUGUUAUUUUCACGCUAACUGCACAUAUUGUUGGAUCGUCGUGGUAUGUGUUGUCGGUUAAACGGCAGUACGAGUGUUGGAGUCAGAAAUGCUUUGACGAACGAAAUGGGACACACUCACCCUCCUGUAAUCUUAAGUUUCUUGAUUGUAAAUUAAAUAGUCCUGAACGCGAUGCUUGGUUGAAGAACACAAAGGUGGUUUCAGACUGCGAUGCUAUAAAAGAUGAGGGGAAAUUUACUUUCGGAAUGUUUAAAGAGGCGUUCAACAAUGACGUCGCUUCUGCAUCCUUCAUUAAUAAGUAUUUCUAUUGCCUUUGGUGGGGUAUGAGAAAUCUAUGUGCAUAUGGACAAGACAUUGAAAAUAGUACUUACGUUAGUGAGACCUCGUUUUGUAUUGCCAUUGCGACAAUUGGCCUCGUCUUGUUUUCGCAUCUCAUGAGUCAGAUGCAGACUUUUCUGCAAUCUACGACGGCUAGACUUGAAGAGUGGAGGGUCAAAAGAAGAGACACAGAGGAGUGGAUGAGGCACCGGCAACUCCCACCAGAGUUGCAAGAACGCGUGCGUCGGUUUGUUCAAUAUCAGUGGAUUGCCACAAAAGGUGUUGAUGAAAAAGCCAUCUUAAAUGCCUUGCCUUUGGAUAUACGACGUCAAAUUCAGAGGCAUCUAUGCCUUGCCCAUGUUCGCCGAGUGCCCUUCUUCGCGCAAAUGGAUGAUCAGCUCUUGGAUGCCAUAUGUGAACGCCUCAAGUCAUCCUUGAACACCAGAGACACGUACAUAUUUCGUGAGGGUGAUCCGGUGAGUGAGAUGCUUUUCAUUGUCAGAGGGGAACUCGAGAGCGCCACGACUGAUGGUGGAAGGACAGGGUUCUUCAACUCCAUCACCCUAAGAGCCGGUGAUUUCUGUGGCGAAGAGUUGCUGACAUGGGCCUUAGUGCCUUCAUCCAGUCUAAACCUUCCGCUUUCAACUCGGACUGUCAAGUCCCUCACUGAAGUCGAGGCAUUUGCACUCCAAGCUGAAGACCUCAAGUAUGUUGCGAGUCAAUUUAAGCGCCUUCACAGCAAAAAACUGCAGCACGCGUUUAGGUACUACUCCCACCAGUGGAGGACUUGGGGAGCUUGUUAUAUACAAGUAGCAUGGAGACGGUACAAAAAGAGAAAGCUGGCAUUGGAUUUGAUAAAAGAGGAGGAGUACUAUUACACACAUGUUCUGGACCAAGACCCUGACUAUAACAAUGACUCAUCGCUGAGUAGUGCGGCAGAGCAGUUGCACAUUCCACUCGGGCCUGCAAUUUUGGCUUCCAAGUUUGCUGCAAACACCAAAAGAGGACUUCGCAAGGUGGCAACACGGCUUGAUCAUGAAGCAACGAGCAGUGCCACAAUGCCCAAAAAGUUGUUUAAGCCUAACGAGCCUGAUUUCUCAGAAGAUAGCUAA
This is a messenger RNA of Fragaria vesca subsp. vesca, 2067 nucleotides long. RefSeq names its product probable cyclic nucleotide-gated ion channel 16-like. Bases 1 to 2067 code for a protein of 688 amino acids. NCBI's taxonomy places the organism in Eukaryota, Viridiplantae, Streptophyta, Magnoliopsida, Rosales, Rosaceae. The record is from RefSeq and is a predicted model, not a curated record. The transcript has 7 exons.